AUGGGUUUCAACCCCCCGGUGCCGCAGGGGGACAGCGACUGGGAGAUCCGCGUGGCCGUGCUGCUGAGCCUCUUCUUCCAGGUGCUCCUCUUCCUCGUGGGCCCGACGCGCAAGCGCACCGCAAAUCCCAUGGUCCGCUUCGCCUGCUGGUCCUGCUAUCUCCUCGCCGACUGGGUCGCCGACCUUGCUCUUGGCCUCCUUCUCAACAACCUCGGCAAUAUCGGCGGCAACGGCUCAUCGUCAUCCUCCUCCUCGAGCCUUUCCAGCGCUGGCGUGAAGCGUGGUGGUGGUGGUGGUGUGGGCACCACGACGGGAAGCGGCAGCAGCAGCCCCGGCAUCUUCGCGUUCUGGACGCCAUUCCUCCUCCUCCACCUGGGCGGGCAGGACACCAUCGCCGCCUACUCCAUGGAGGACAACGAGCUCUGGCUCCGACACCUCAUCGGCCUCCUGUUCCAGCUUUUCGCCGCCUGUGUUGUCUUCUCCUGCUCCAUUGAGGCGAACCCCAUGAUCCCCGCCACCGUCGUCAUGCUCGUGGCCGGCAUCAUCAAGUACGGCGAGCGCACUUACUCGCUCUACUCCGGUAGCGUCGACGGCAUCCUCGCCAGCAUCCUCCCCGCUCCUGAUCCAGGCCCUAAUUACGCCAGGCUCAUGAACGUGUUCAGCAGCAGGAAAAACUCCGGCCUGGGCGUCGAGGUCGUCGCCGCCAAUGGCCUGGCCCAUCAGUUCCAGCAAGACCAAAGUAGGCAUGAGGUCUCCCGGCUAAGGGACGCCGACAAGAAGCCGGAGGAACAGGCUUACGACCUCUUCACCAUCUUCCGGAGCGUGUGCUACGAUAUCAAUCUCGGUCACAGGGAGCGCCAAACGAGCCAGGCCUUCUUCCUCGACCGCGACAGCAUGAAAACCAAUGACGCGGUGCAGGUGAUCGAGCUGGAGCUCAACUUCAUGUACGACAUGGUGCACACCAAGGAGCCCGUCGCCCACACCAAGCUCGGCUGCAUCCUCCGCCUUGUCGGCUCUGGCUGCAUCGCCUACUCGGCCGUCGCCUUCUUCCACCUCGACAAGGGCAGCAUCCGGCGUGUAGAUGCCGACAUCACCUACGCGCUGCUGCUCGGCGCGCUGGCGCUUGACGCGGCGGCUCUGUCCAUGCUCAUCUUCUGCUCAAACUGGACGCUGGUCUUCCUCGACAAGUCAAGGUCCGGCCUGCUAAACUACCUUGGGCAGUGCGUCAGGCCGCUGCAGCCGAAGCUGGCACGCUGGUCAGAAAGGACACCACAGCUGAACCUCAUCAGCUACUGCCUGGGCAAGCUCGACGGCGACGAGGCGUCUGCCACUGUCGCAGGCCGCCACCUGUGGAGAAGCCCGCGGGCUAUCCGGGCGCUACGCAAGGCCGCCCACAGGCUAGGCGCGGGCGCGGCGGAGAUCUUCGACGACAUCUUCUUCGUUAGGCGCGAUCCUCUGAAGAGCCGGGGUAGGGAGGACCCCAUCCCCGUGAUCGAUUUUGUCUUCACGAAGCUCAAGGACGCGGCCAAACAGGUUCGGCAAUCCACGGUUCCAAGCGACCAAGUGGGGGGGUCCAAGGCUACGACCAAGGCAUCUCGGAAAGCCAGGCACAAGGACGUGGAGGAGAUGAGGAAGGCGUGCAGCUACCGUGGGGAGAAGGCCCUCAAUGAUACGAAGAACAGGAUCGUCGAGGAGAUGAAGCAGAGGAUCCCGAUCAACUGGGACAUCCUGUUCGACAGCGUCAUCGACCGGGACUUCGACGAGUCCUUGCUAAUGUGGCACAUCACGACGGACCUCUGCCUCUACUACGACGAACCGCCAUCGCCAAGAGUCUCCAGAUGGAUGUCCAUCAGCAAGACCCUGUCGGAGUACCUGCUGUACCUGCUUGUGAAGCAGCCCAAGAUACUUGCGGCGUCGGCGGGCGUCGGGCAGAUGGCAUACCAGGACACCUGCGCGGAGGCACGACGCUUGUUCGAGUCGGUGGCCAUGUGGGAGCCCGACCACGAAGACGCCCGGAGGAUGCUGCUGCACGCGUGCACGGACGUGGAUCCGGAGCUGGUCAAGGGCGGCCGCAGCAGGUCGGUGCUAUUCCCGGCCUGCAUCAUUGCCAAGGAGCUCAGGGAGCUGGAUAUAUAUACUAGAAGUCAGUUGGUGGCCGGCGUGUGGAUGGAGAUGCUGACAUACGCGGCGGCCAAGUGCAAGGGCACCACGCACUUGCAUCAGCUCGCCCGCGGCGGCGAGCUCAUCACCAUGGUGUGGCUCCUCAUGGCGCACAUGGGGAUCGGCAACAUUUACAAAAAGAUGGUGGAGGAAGACGCCACUCCAAAGCUCAUCAUCCGUCACCAGUAA
This is a messenger RNA of Miscanthus lutarioriparius, 2349 nucleotides long. The record is from the annotation of a GenBank genome assembly. Lineage: Eukaryota; Viridiplantae; Streptophyta; Magnoliopsida; Poales; Poaceae.